Trypanosoma conorhini is the source of this 405-nucleotide messenger RNA. RefSeq lists its product as uncharacterized. The record is from RefSeq and is a predicted model, not a curated record. The transcript has a single exon. Bases 1 to 405 code for a protein of 134 amino acids. Lineage: Eukaryota; Euglenozoa; Kinetoplastea; Trypanosomatida; Trypanosomatidae.
AUGCGUCUCCGGAGUGCGCCGGGGCCUGGCGCGCUUCACUGCGAGGCCCUGCGCCAACUGCCCCUCGCCGCCCGCAAGGAACUCGCGGCCGCGUUCAACGGGAGCAUCGGCGACGGUGGCGUUCCGGCUUCCUGGGAAGUGGGCAUUGCAAUUGUCCCGCUCCUCAAGCCUGGGAAGCCGGGCAAAUGUUUCCCGCCUCGCUUCGGCCCGUCGCCCUCACCAGCUGCUCGCGCAAGCUCGUGGAAAGAAUUGUGGCACGAUGCACCCGCGGCACAGUUGAAGCCCAAGUACUUUUCCCUAGCAAGCUGGUUUUCGCCCUGCUCGCUCCACGUUGGAUCCGUUAGCUCGCCUGUUUGCUCGGACCAUUUCACCGUGGCAAGCGGGGGAAGGUCGGUGCGGUGCUAG